Molecule: messenger RNA, 2340 nt
Organism: Nymphaea colorata (pocket water lily)
Lineage: Eukaryota; Viridiplantae; Streptophyta; Magnoliopsida; Nymphaeales; Nymphaeaceae
Product: BTB/POZ and MATH domain-containing protein 3
Exons: 5
Coding region: 945-2165 (406 amino acids)
Biological process (GO): protein ubiquitination
Molecular function (GO): protein binding
Source: RefSeq, a predicted model, not a curated record
UCGACCCGGUGGGGGGAACCUCGAGGAGAAGAAGCGAAGUAGCCGUCGUCCAUCCCAUUUCCAGAAACUUUCUUGGGAAGCGUGAGCCGUAAAACAUUUUCCGGCCGGUCUUUUGUUUUCGGCGAUAAUUUGUGUCGGCCGCGGGGGGUUCGGUCCGUCGUCCGGCGGGGAGGUACGUCUCUUCGUUCUUCAAGUUUUCGCCCGUACUCUUCGCGGUCUUCGUAUUAGGGUUAGAACUUAGGGCAAAGCUUUCUGGCCCGGGCUUUCCAUGGAGGGUUUGAGAGAGGGGGCUAGCGGGGAUGGUGAUCUGGCUGGAAUAUGGUGUUUGUGACCGGAAGCGUUGAAGAAGGCGCUUGGUGGGCCGAAAUUUCAAGUUUGCGGGCUUUGGAAGUUUAAAACCGGGUCGAGAAGGUUUCUAAGGGAAGUGAUUUGGGAGGAAGAAGGAAAACUAGAAUUGUUUGUCUGGGGGGAGAUUUCAUGUGGAAAUUUUGUUGAGUAACGGCUUGGAACCGUAUAUGUAUUUCGUCUUUUCUUUGGGUCUUGGAACCGUUGGUUUAGCAGGAAGAAGAUAGCUGCGAACAUUUAUUGUGUACACUCGAAUUAUGCGCAGUCAGAUAGUUUCUGUUUGAGGAGAUUCGUGCAUGCCUUUGUUCAGUAGUACUUGUCCUUUAUUCGGACUAUUUGGGUAUAAAGAACAAGUCUUGGCUGGCUCUUUUCAUGCGCUUGUGGCUGCAAAAACCGAUUUUCGUUCAUUGGGAUUGGGUAAGCACAAAUUUCGGAAUCGAAGAUAGACUUGGGAGGAUAUUGAAACAUGAAAAAUGAGUAGCACGGUGGUGGGAGUCUUUUGGUGAAGCAUUCUAAUCCUUCGCGUGGGGGUUGGAAUACCAAGAUUUUGGAGGAAAGCACUUGCAUUCAGGAAUGCAUUUCUUGAAAAAAGGGUAAAUAUGGAAGAGGAUCCAGUCGACAAAAGAGUUGGUAUGCCAGAUCCAGUGAAGGAUUCCUUCUCUAAGUCAGUAAUUGAAACAGUAAAUGGCUCCCAUAAGUUCACCAUAACAGGGUAUUCACUAGCGAAGGGCAUGGGUAUUGGAAAGUAUCUAACUAGUGAUACGUUUACUGUUGGAGGGUAUGAUUGGGCAGUAUACUUCUAUCCUGAUGGGAAGAACACUGAAGAUGGUGCCCAAUAUGUGUCUGUCUUCAUCGCUUUGGCAAGCGAGGGCACCGAUGUGAGGGCACUCUUCGAAUUGACAUUGUUUGACCAGAGUGGAAAAGAGAAACACAAGGUCCAUAGUCACUUUGAUAGAGCUCUUGAGAGUGGCCCAUACACGCUGAAGUACAGAGGUAGCAUGUGGGGUUACAAACGCUUUUUCAGGAGGACACUUCUAGAAACAUCCGAUUACAUCAAGGAUGAUAGCCUCACCAUGCACUGUACUGUUGGUGUUGUUAUGACUCGAACUGAGGGGCCAAAACUGUAUGAGAUUCCGUUACCACCCAGCAGUAUGGGUCAAUCUCUAAAGGAGUUUCUGGACUCAGGGCUUGGUUAUGACAUAACGUUUGAGGUUGGCGGGGAGACUUACAGGGCUCAUAAAUUAAUCCUUGCUGCUCGGUCCCCAGUUUUUAGAGCUCAGUUUUAUGGACUUAUUGGAGAUCCAAAAAUGGAUAAAGUUGUAGUGGAGGAUAUGGAACCACCCGUUUUUAAGGCAAUGCUAAACUUCUUGUACUCCGAUGAACUUCUUGAUGCAUGCGAACUAGCAGGAUCUUCAGGCUCUGCUACUAAUAUGGUGCAGCAUCUGUUGGAAGCAGCUGACCGCUAUGGCCUGGAUAGACUUAAACUGUUGUGUGAAUCAAAAUUAUGUUCAGACAUAAGUGUGGACACUGUGGCAACAACUCUGGCCCUUGCAGAGCGACACCAUUGUGUAGAGCUAAAGUCCGUUUGCUUGAAAUUUGCUGCAAACAGGGCAAACUUGGGAGCUGUUAUGCAGUCAGGAGGUUUCCGUUACCUCGUUGAGACCUGUCCGCUGUUGUUGUCUGAUCUCUUGUGGACAGUGGCAGCCGCCGGUGAUGAAUCCAACUCGUCAGGCAGGAAGAGAAGUGGCAGCAGCAACCUGGCUUGGCUGAACUUAGCAGAUGUCGAUUCUACUGGGAGGCGAACAAGGCGGAGGAAGUGAUGGCGCUUGAUCUUUGCAGUUGCUCAGAGCCUUGAGCCCCGUCUUGUUGGCUGAAAUGCAAGCUAAGGUGACUUGAAUAUGAAACUCCCAUCGAAGCCCUGUCGAAUGGUUUGUCCUCUUGUAAGAACUAAUUGGAUUGGGUAUGCAAUUUGGUUGUAGGCAAUUUCUCAGUUGA